AUGGAUUCUCGUGAGAGUUCUGUCGAAACUGCUGAUAGCAGCGACUACGUCAAGGCCAUGAUGAGGUUGGAAAAGAUCUGUAAAUACUCAGAACGACACUAUCGUAACCUUCGCUCGGUGGAGUCGCCUUUGAAAAGGCAAGAUGAAAAUUUCAAGCGUGAUCAGGCCAAACUCAACGACCUGAACCUGGAGUUUAGGGAAGUCGCCUCGGACCACAAACUACCAGACGGCAUAACAGAGGACGCCAAGCCAGAUUGGCUAAUGGACCAGGUUCUUGCGAUACAGCAACUCAAGAAGCGAAUAGAGAUGGGUCCCGAUCGAGAGAGUGUCGAAAAUGAGGAGGCCGAAUACCAGGCACAUUGUCGAUCGGAAGAGAGAUUAUACUUCUUUGCCCUGUUGAAACUUUUUGGGGACCGCGGCCGAGCGUGGACGAUGGAGUUUUACGGCCUGAACGACCGCAUCACCGCGACAGACAUGGCGACACCACGAUCUAUGGCGUCCACUCCUUCUCCUGGGAACGAUGAAGCCGGUGACGAGUGGGAUGUUCCAGACGACAGAGAGGAUCCAACGCCUCUCACUCCACACCCGAGAACUCACUUGGAUAAACGUGCCGCCGCUCGCAAGAGGAGGAUCACCAAGUCAGCCGAAAGACCCGGACAACAGAAACGACCCCGUCACAACAGCACCCGGGGCUCCCUGGCCGGUGACCGAACCAUCGAGUUUGACCAAGUGUUUCAGGACGGCAAGACUCGAACCAAGUACAGAAUUGCCCGAUACCCACCACGAAACGGCGCUUGGUAUAUCUUGGAAUGCAGACAACACGACAAACAUUUCCCCAAGGACCCUGUCCACGGUGCUGCAAAGCACUUGGACUCUCCCGCCCAUCAGCAUAUGGGGAGAGGCCAUGAGCAAGCAGUCCGGGAACUCGGGAUACGCGUGCUGGGCUGCAAUGAAGUACUAGCUGCCAGAAACAACGCCGUGUUCGACCGAGCCUCGGUCAAAGAUGCUCGGAACCCUGAUGGAAGGAGACUACCAAGCAGUGGAGCCCGCAAAAGUCACUUCAGAAUACCCCAGCCCCGAAAUAUUGACAAAAUCAUGAAAGAAAUAAACCCAGGAGACGUAUGCGUCACUCGUUGGCAGAACCACAGAGGACUUUAUCCCAUCUACAUACUUCCACUCGGGAAAUCUCUGCGAAUGAGGUUCAUGCAGAGCGCUAUCUUGGAGACCGACCUGGUCAACCAAUUGCCCUCAUGUUUUGAAUUCGACCCAGAGACGGACGAGAUACCUCGAUGGGCUCCAGGGUUCGAAGAUGGUGGUAACAAAGUACACCAAAGACUAUACCCAGUCAUGUUCUUCAGAAGUUCGAGGUUCCCACAAGGAAACGAGAUUUCUUUUGUUCCUGGUAGUCACAUGAAGCCCUACGACAAGAACGAUCCCACUAUUCGAUACAGAGACCAGGUUGAGGACUUUCUAACCAGGCGUCACAACCCUACUCCACCGCCUGAGGCGGCGAGUCGAAGUACCAGCCCCACCAGUUCGAGUACCCCCAGCAGUGAUGAUGCAAUUCGAGAGAAUGCGACACCGAGACAGCGCCUCUCUCCACACCCAGAGAUUCAACGUCUUCUGGAGUGGUCGAGUGCCGACUUUGGGGAGCAUGCUGUUGUUGAGCAGCAUGAGACUGAUGAACAUGACGACUACCCUCACGAUCCACGCACUGCUGACGCAGACGACGAGGAAGAGGAGGGCGUGGGAAAUAGCACGUACCACUUUCGCGAUCGGAGGCGGAGGCGGAGAUUUAAUGAUAGAGAGACUGAGGAGGAGGCGACAGAGUCGGAAGAGGAGGAGGAUGAUGGGAUAAGAGGGGAUGAGGAAGAUGAGGACAUCUACGGGGACGACACUCUCGGGCGACCGUUGGCUAAUCGUUCCCGGGAUACAUCCAACACGCCUGCAAGCAACGCAAGCGAUAUUCCCAACAUCCGAUUCCCAACGAUCAACGAGUUUUGGCGACAGCAGAGUCGAGAGCGAACGGCCGAGUCGGAUAAGCAAAGCUCAUACAGCGAGCUGUUUCCUGUAGGCUUGCAGAUGAGCUAG
Messenger RNA from Fusarium vanettenii 77-13-4, 2091 nucleotides. RefSeq lists its product as uncharacterized. The record is from RefSeq and is a predicted model, not a curated record. The transcript is spliced from 2 exons. Bases 1 to 2091 code for a protein of 696 amino acids. NCBI's taxonomy places the organism in Eukaryota, Fungi, Ascomycota, Sordariomycetes, Hypocreales, Nectriaceae.